This is a messenger RNA of Passer domesticus (house sparrow), 2045 nucleotides long. It is a transcript of the gene VGLL2, whose product is annotated as vestigial like family member 2. The transcript has 4 exons. Gene Ontology annotation, cellular component: nucleus. The record is from RefSeq and is a predicted model, not a curated record. Gene Ontology annotation, biological process: regulation of transcription by RNA polymerase II. NCBI's taxonomy places the organism in Eukaryota, Metazoa, Chordata, Aves, Passeriformes, Passeridae. Bases 52 to 978 code for a protein of 308 amino acids.
UGCAGAACACGAGUUGAUGAGAAAAAAAAUACUUCUCGGCCGCGGCCAGCCAUGAGCUGUUUGGAUGUUAUGUACCAAGUCUACGGUCCUUCCCAGCCCUACUUCGCAGCAGCCUACAGCCCCUACCACCAGAAACUCGCCCUUUACCCCAAAAUGCAGGAAGCCCCGGAGAGCGGCAGCAGCGCCGGCAGCUCCUUCUCCAGCCACGCCGCGGCCAGCAUCAAGGAGGAGGACUGCAGCCCCGAGAAGGAGCGACCCCCCGAGGCCGAGUACAUCAGCUCCCGCUGUGUCCUCUUCACCUACUUCCAGGGGGACAUCAGCGCCGUGGUGGAUGAGCACUUCAGCCGGGCGCUCAGCCAGCCCAGCAGCUUCUCCCUCGGCAGCGCGAAGGCGGCGCGGAGCGCGGGCUCCUGGCGGGAUGGAUCCUUCCCAAUGAGCCAGCGCAUCUUCCCGCCGUCCUUCUGGAACAGCACGUACCAGCCCUCCUCGGUCCCAGGCAGCCUGAGCAGCCCCCUGGCAGCUGCCGCCCACAGCGAGCUGCCCUUCGCCGCCGCCACCGACCCCUACGCGCCCACCUCUCUGCACGGCCACCUGCACCAGGGCGGCCCCGAGCCCUGGCACCACGCCCACCACCACCACCACCACCACCACCACCACCACCCCUACAUUGGGACACAGGGCACCGCCUACCCCCGCCCCACUGCCAUGCACGAGGUCUACGGGCCCCACUUUGACCCCCGCUACGGCUCGCUCCUGGUGCCCACCGCCUCCGUCCGCCCCCACCGCCUCACGCCCGCCUCCGUAUCCACGCCAGUCAGCCCCCCCUGUGAACUGGGCAAGAGUGAAGCGGGUGCUGCUGCGGCCUGGACGACACCGGGCCCCUUCCCCAGUCCAACAGGAGACGUGGCACAGAGCAUCGGCCUCAAUGUGGACACAGCUCGCCGUUACUCCUUCUGUGGUGGAUCCCUUCUGAGCUGAUGCUGACUCAAAGACUCUCAGAUCCCCCCUGCCCUUUUCCAAGCCCACAGAGGCCCUGCUGCUCGGGGGAAGACAACGGGAUUUAAAAGGACCUGGCACUGCAAGGGUGGUGCUUUAGACUGUUUCGGAGAUGAAAGUCGUUCUGUUGCAAGAGGAGAGCCAAAGACAUUGGACUUCUAUUUAAGCAGACCCCACACCCAGACCUGCAGCCAGACUACUCUGAAAGAGUCAAAUCACAUUGUGGAUGGUGAUGCAAAACCACUGGGCUUCAUACAGACAGCAGAGGAAAUUGUGGGGUUUUUUUAGUGGUGUGAAUAUUUUUUUAUGGCAGUGAAAGUUUUCUUGAAUGCAACCAUGCGGAAGCUACUCAUCAGUUUUGAACUGGAUUUUUAUUUUGCAUUAUACAAAAGUAAAAUGAGAAGAAACUGGAACUCAUGAACAUUUGCAGACUAUCAAGGAACUGGUCAGAUUUUUCAGCUUUGUCGUUGUGAGUGGCAAGUGUCUGACUGGGGCCACCUGCCCUGGACUUACAGAUAUGCAGCUGUUCCCCUCACAACUGCUUAAAUCCCAGAAAGACGAAAACCAAGGUGGCACUUCUCAGAGUCUGGCACAUUGCAUUGGCUGUAUAACAGUUGUUUGGUUGGGGGUGGGGUUGUUUGUUUGGUUUUGGUUGGUUUUUUGGUGUUUGGGUGGGUUUUUUUCGUUGUUUUUUUUUUUUUUUUUCUUUUUACAAUAAACUUUUUCUGGUGAAAGUUAAACCCUCUUAAAGCAGGGGGAGAAAGGAAUCUGAUGAAGAAUGGCUCACCUCCAACCCAACAGCCUUUAAAGGGAACACCAGAACGAAAAGCACGUGAUGGACAUUAGUUCUGAGUUGCCUCUAACACGUCCCUUUGUCUACUUGUUUCUGUCAUUUUGCCACUUUAGUAGCUCUUUUGUUUGGGGUUUUUUGAAAGGGGGAAAUAGAUAUUUAACAGUAGCAAAGCUGUAUUAAAUGUAUCUCCUCCUUUUACCCUGUGUACUUUAAUGAAGAAUUAAAGCUAAAUAAGAGAAAUGAGGCAAACUGGAAA